AUGUUGACGCAGGAUAUGACCUUGUACCAUUCAUGGGUGGAAUCCUACGACAAGAAGGAAGAAACUAAUCAGAAAGGUAUCGAAACCGUGCGUGAAGCUGAAGGGGAUCACUCGCAAGCAGCUGUCGCUGCUGCUCGUGAAGAUGCUGAUGGUGGAAAGGGCAAUGGUAAAAACGGUAGGCCAAAGCCAAAGCCCAAACCCAGUACAGGUCCCAAGACAAAGACCGACGAACAACUUGCACGCGCAGCUGUGGUCAAGGCCAAUUCGAACCUUCUGGAAAUUUCCCAGUGGAGGUACAAACUUGAGUCUGCAGGAAUGGCGCAGGCAGUGGCAGCUGCAUUUGUUGGGCAAAUGGAGGAAGAGGCAAACAAGUUACGGGAUGCAAAGAGCGCCCUUGAGAGUGCUUUGAGCAAAGGGGAGGCACUAAGUGAUGCCACAGUAGCAUUGAGCGAUGCCAACAAGGCGUACCACACAGCAAGUUUGCAGGUCCGAAAGAACUGUGACCACAGCUACGCUGACUACUUAAUCUCUUCACUUGGCCGCGGUGCCACCUCAUGCGCGGAGCUUCAGCGUGCCGCACAAGCCUCGGUCCAAGAAGCCCAGGCUCAUGAUGGCCAUCUUAGUGAGCUCACUACAAGAAUGGCCCGGCUUGGCUGCUACGGCAAGUACCCGGGGAACAUCGAACGCUUGGAUUUGUGUCGCUUCCCCGUCUUCGCUUUAAGGGUGAGCCGGUUGGUUCCUGACUACUCCCUGCUCUUCUGGAUGGACAUCACCCAAGUGUGGACUUUGAGGGGAAGCCUUUGCCUUCUUGGCUUGAUCGGCUGA
Molecule: messenger RNA, 825 nt
Organism: Cladocopium goreaui
Lineage: Eukaryota; Dinophyceae; Suessiales; Symbiodiniaceae
Source: the annotation of a GenBank genome assembly